Molecule: messenger RNA, 3000 nt
Organism: Spea bombifrons (plains spadefoot toad)
Lineage: Eukaryota; Metazoa; Chordata; Amphibia; Anura; Pelobatidae
Gene: CAVIN1
Product: caveolae associated protein 1
Exons: 2
Coding region: 179-1273 (364 amino acids)
Biological process (GO): transcription initiation at RNA polymerase I promoter; termination of RNA polymerase I transcription
Cellular component (GO): caveola; cytoplasm
Molecular function (GO): rRNA primary transcript binding
Source: RefSeq, a predicted model, not a curated record
AUAGAAGCUCACAGAUACACACACACACACAUACCCAUCCCAUGCUUGCUAUUUCUGGCUAGCGUCCCGGUUACCAGCAUUAUCAAAGUCUCUGGAUCUCUCACCGCUUGUUUUUCCCUUCUGCUCUCUUCCCAGCUUGAACAUAGUUAGAACUUCAACCCAUAAAGCAACAGUCGACAUGGAGGAUACAACUUUGCAGAUAAUUGAGCAGCCCACCACCAUUGAGACUCCUCCAGAGGAGCCAGCAGAGACAGAGCCCAUCAAAGCAGACCAAAUAAAUGGUGUCCUGGUGUUAAGCCUGUUGGAUAAGAUCAUAGGUGCAGUGGACCAGAUUCAACUGACCCAAACCCAGCUCGAAGAAAGGCAGCAAGAGAUGGAAAAUGUAGUGGGCAGCAUCCAAGGUGAGCUUACCAAGCUGGCCAAGUCCCAUGCGACCACCAGCAACACGGCCAGCAAACUGCUCGAGAAAGUGAGAAAGGUUAGCGUCAACGUCAAGACAGUGAGGCAGAACCUUGAGAGACAGGCAGGACAGAUAAAAAAGCUGGAAGUAAACGAGUCCGAACUCUUGAGACGCAAGAACUUCAAAGUCAUGAUCUACCAGGAUGAGGUGAAGUUGCCUUCCAAAUUGAGCAUCAGCAAAUCUGUCAAAGAUACAGAGAAGCAGGAGGUAGAAGGAGAAGAACAACCAAAAGAAAACAAAGAAGAAGAUGAAGAGCACAUACAACUGUCAUCCGAUGAGGAAGUGGAAUUAGAAGAGAUUAUUGAGGAGUCCAGAGCUGAACGUAUAAAAAAGAGUGGAAUGCGGCGGGUUGAUGACAUUAAGAAAGCUUUUUCCAAAGAGAAGAUGGAAAAGACCAAAGUUAAGACCAAAGAGAACCUGGAGAAGACCAAGCAGAAUCUGGAGAAGACCAGGCACAACAUAGAGAAGAGAAUGACCAAGCUGGGAACCAAGAUAGUGACAAACGAAAGGCGGGAGAAGAUGAAGACCUCUAGGGACAAGUUGAAAAAGUCCUUCACACCUGACCACCCUGUCUAUGCCCGCUCCAAAACAGCAGUCUACAAGGUGCCCCCAUUCACUUUCUAUGUUAAGAAGAUCAGAGAGGGUGAAGUUGAGGUCCAGGCAACAGAAAUGGUGGAAGUUGGCGGGGAGGGUGAUGAAGAAGGAGGGGAAGGAGCUGAGUUGUUGAGAGGAGAAAGUCCCGAUCCCCAUGCUCUUCUGCAAAUCACCGAGGACACUGAUGCUGUGUUGGCUGAGAGAAGUGACAGCGACUAGAGAGGGAGAAUUCUGUUCCCUUCAAAUGGACAGCUAUAAUUGUUAUCUUUCACAUUUCAAACCAAUUUUAUUUCCUUUCUUUUCAUAUACACACAUUUUUCUUCUAUAUAUUUGAAGCUUUUAAAAACACAAUUACAAAGAAGAUAAAAAUACAUAUAACCAUAUUUCUGCUUAGCAGGUCACACUAGCAGAUAUAAAAAAUAAAGCUAAUUUUGUGUAUGACAUAUGUAAUCACAUCACAGCUUUUCUAAUUUUCUUUCUCUGUGGGUCUUAUCAGCAAACUAUACUUGGUCACCCAAAGAGUUACCCGGAUCAUGUUUAGCAAGUCAUAUUAAUGUAAUCCCUUCUGGAAAUAUACGUAAGAUUAGUAUUGCUUCGGGGAUGCUAGCUAAAUAGUCUAUUCAACAAACUAUUUAAAUUACCGGUAUUUCAGUCAAAGAAUAGCAUCAUUAGUAUGUCUUGGCAAGCAAGAACUGUGGGGUUCAGGUGCCGGGGCUUUUGGUCAAUCUUAAGAUGUCUUUUUGUAAGUUUAAUAGCAGUUAUGUUGGUUUCAUUGCCAUCAUACCUGAUAAAAAAAAAAACAAGAAUACUAUGUAGAUCACUCUGUCUUUGAGACAAUAACCAAUCGCCAUAUUGCUCAAUAUGCCAUAAACAACCACUUCUUUAAUUAUCUGUCUUACUGGUGCAUCAGAAAUGAGUGUACGAUUUGAUUUCUUAGGUCAUUGGCCCUUUACAUAUCUAUGACAAAGGCUCCAUACAACUCUCUUUGUAGAAUGCUUUGGACAACCACCAACACCAGCAUUGUAUUAAAAAUAAGAAUAUAAUUAAUAAUGUGUCAUUGUAUAAUGUUCCGUGGAAAGAGACAUUGACAAGGUAAAGGUAAACUGAUUAAGGAAUGUUACUUAAGUACUCACAGUAUGUACUUACGCUGUUUUGUGCAGAGAAUCUAAAUUGAGCAAAGUGCCAGAAAAAUAAUUAAAAGAAAGUGAAUUGGAAAGAGUACUCAUACUAAUGGAGAUCAAUUCAUGUGAGCACCGAUUAAGGAGAGAAAGAGAUGGUUUCAGGGAUUUGCUGCCAGAAGACAAAGUAGAGGUUAAUACAGCAAGACCACUAUGAUGGGUAGGAGACCAAGCAUAAUAUAAGUGUGAUUAAACUGGACAAUAUUUAAGGGUUAAAAAAAAGUAAAUAUGUGGAAGAAGUUAACCUGUUGUAAAUUCUUGUUUGGUGAAAAUAAGAAUCUUCUCCAGAAGGCAACAUCAUCUCUUGGGGUGCAGUUUUAUUCUUCUAAAUUAUAGCUAAAGUUUCCAUUUUUCUGAUAUAAACUUUAUAUCAGAUACCCGUACUAUCAGAAUUAUUUUGAUGUAGGUUAUGUAGUUACCUAAUAAUACCUGAAAAGUCUUAUGUUCAAUUCUGGGUACUAAUCUCUACUUUCUCUGCAGAAAGACUGAUUGAAAAUUAAGUUUUAAAAAAUUUCCAUUGAAAAUGAGCUUGUUGAUAUUGAAAUAUACCAGGUAACGGGCAAGACCCAUUCUACCUGUAAACUUAUUACACUUUCUGUAAAAUGUAUAUUGCAAAACCCCUAUGGGUCAUAUAUCUGGUAAGAGACAGUAGGAGGUUUAUGGCUUGAUGUUGUGUUAACCUUUUGGCUGCCAGAGGGAUACAUAACACAUUUCAAUUGUCCUCCUUGUCUAAUUGUAACCAGAUUAAACACAAUUUUUUGCCUUGCA